Messenger RNA from Clonostachys solani, 1440 nucleotides. The record is from the annotation of a GenBank genome assembly. Lineage: Eukaryota; Fungi; Ascomycota; Sordariomycetes; Hypocreales; Bionectriaceae.
AUGACUAGCCCACCAGACCAUCUACAGAUGGUAUCCCUACGGGGAGAAGAAUAUGUAUUCGAGCUCAAGGGCACAAUGCCCGAUGGGCUGAUCGAAGUGUAUCGCCAACUGUACAUGGAUUCGUUCCUGAUGUUCGUACUUCCGGUCGACUCUGAGACCAUUGGGAGCUAUCGAUCAAAGUCUGUAUGGUCAAUUCUCAACUUUUGUAUCGAAGAGAGGCACCAUAGGACCCCAUCCAGCCUCCUUAGCAUGAGGUUUGACAGGACAGUCUGGGACUGGAUGUUCGCGGUGUACCUACCACAGGGUCAAGCCGCGCCAGCAUUCCCAUGGCCAAUGCCCCCAAGGGACCCAGCUGAACCACCUUCGCCUAUUCUCCAAGCAUGGAGGCGGAAGAUCGGACUAUCCUGCGAGGACGAAACCCCAAAGGACAGCUCCUCGACAGAUUCCAUGCUGUCAAAUGCCCUGAGGCUUUCAACGCAGGAGAAAGUCCAGGAGUUCUUGGAGGAAGAACAGUUGACGCAGUGGUAUACCACCCGCGCAACUCUGCCCAAGAAGCCAGCAAACAGAGCAAGUAAUCGCCAAAGACCUCUCACAGACAACACUCUACAGAGUCUCGAUACCACCGCUCUCCAUCUCGAUAUGAGCAUCGGCGUAACCGAUCAAGGUCGCCAUCUCGAUAUGAGUAUCGGCGCAACCGAUCAAGGUCGCCGUCUCGACAUGAGCGUCGGCGCAACCGAUCAAGGUCGCCGUCUCGACAUGAGCAUCGACGUUAUCGAUCAAGGUCGCCGCGCCCACAAGGGAAUCAACGUUGAGGAGCAACACCAUCUCGACGCCGUGAGGAAUCUACCUUUUCAAGGCCAGAGACACGAGAGCGAAGCUCUUCUACUCAUACGGCGACAAGUACCACACUCAUCGGAGGUCAGUCGAUCUAGGCCUGUAGAUCGCAUCGGCAUUUAUAGCCAAACCACAAGUGAUGGCACCUCCAACCUUUAUGCCAUCAACAACAGUUUUGGCGGUGGGGCACAGUCGAACAUCUAUCUCAGAGAUGUGGCCACCAUCGGAAGGGCUCUGCAGAAAGAAUCGAAAAGUGGCAAGGUCAGCGUGCGAAUGAUGCCUGUCCAUGAUCGUCAAAGCAAACAUGACCCAAAAAAGCUACCAUGGGAUUCAGAAGCAUUUGCCAAACAUGAUAGGAAUUCGUAUGAAAUCAUCGAUGACGACACCAUAAUCAAGCCAGACCCUUCAAUGGGAAGGGAUGAGCUUGAUCGUCGUUUCGACUUGGAACCCUUAGAACCACGGCAAGAAGGUCAGGACAUGAACAUGACUGGAUCUACGCCCGGUGGCCUGACCUCCAUAACGGAAGCUCAAGGCAACACCACGGGACCAGGUACGAUCGAGUCGUCUAUUUUAGGCGGCCUGGGUGGCUCUGCGGCAACCAGCUAG